AUGAUUGAGAGUCAUGGGAGAGUCCCACCGCUCAAUGUCCGUGUGUCCUAUGCCCUUGGAAUAGUCACCCUUUUUCCCAAUUUGAAGGAUAAGGCGUCACCAACUGGUUAUGAACAUUACUAUGAUCCUCGCAGUGGCCAAGGUUUGAUUAACCAAGACUUCAAGUUGUUGUUGGGAGAGGACACUUCAGGAAAGUUUAUUUCAAAAUGGCCAACAUUCUACAAACCGAGGAUCAUCAGUGUCUGCAAAUGCCUUCGCCCUGGUCCCCAUGUGGAUGACCUGCUGUCUGCUCAAGAGGGAUCUAAUGAUUAUGUUCAUGAAGGUGGGGACGAGCAUGGUGACGUUCCUUGA
Knipowitschia caucasica is the source of this 351-nucleotide messenger RNA. The record is from the annotation of a GenBank genome assembly. Lineage: Eukaryota; Metazoa; Chordata; Actinopteri; Gobiiformes; Gobiidae.